UGGAUUAAGUGCUCCCUGUAGGCGCAACGGCUGGUCGUUUAGCAUCGGGGACCGAGGUUUAGGAUGAAGAUUUUUUAAAAGAAUAUGGAUCGUUUCGACACACGAGAACUAUGAAGCAAAUUGCGGUUGUGAUGAUUCUUCUCAACAUCAGCUAUGGUCAGUUCACGCGCUCGCAGUCGGUCGACAUCGACGAGCCGCACACGUACACACCACCGAGGCACUACUUCCAGACGUCGUCGUUCGACGAGGCCGAGCUGGACGACGAGUCGACGGACGUGGCGAAAAAUCCGCUCGACCGCGGCCCGUACUUUGACAUUUCCGCCUCGCGGAACGUGACGGCGCUGGUUGGCAACACGGCCUACCUGAACUGUCGCGUGCGUAACCUUGGCAACCGCACGGUUUCCUGGAUCCGGCACCGCGAUCUGCACCUGCUGACGGUCGGGAAGGCAACCUACACCUCCGACCAGCGGUACCAGAGCGUGCACAAUCCCCAGCUGGACGACUGGUCGCUGAAGGUCCUGUACCCGCAGCAGCGGGACUCGGGUGUGUACGAGUGUCAAAUCUCCACGACGCCCCCGGUCGGCUACUCGAUGACGCUGGCAGUUGUGGAACCCAUAACGACGGUCGUCGGGGGACCGGACCUUUACAUCGACACCGGGUCGACCGUCAACCUGACCUGCAUCGUGAAACAUCUUCCCGAGCCACCGCCGCUGAUACAGUGGACCCACAACGGCGAGGAAAUCAACUACGAUUCGCCCCGGGGCGGCGUGUCGGUGAUCACGGAGAAGGGCGACAUCACGACCUCCUACCUGCUGAUCCAGCGGGCCCGCUCGUCCGACUCCGGCAAGUACACGUGCCUGCCGUCGACCGCCAACCCGAUGACGGUGCACGUCCACGUGCUCAACGGCGAACACCCUGCGGCGAUACAGGGCAGCGGACGGCAGCGAGCCAACGUGAUCCUUCCCAUCGUCCUGGCGCUGGCACUGGCGCUCCUUUCCCGGGCGGUGACCCGCGUUUCCGGUAACGGCGCGGUGCGGUAA
Molecule: messenger RNA, 1040 nt
Organism: Anopheles cruzii
Lineage: Eukaryota; Metazoa; Arthropoda; Insecta; Diptera; Culicidae
Product: zwei Ig domain protein zig-8-like
Exons: 8
Coding region: 111-1040 (309 amino acids)
Biological process (GO): synapse organization
Cellular component (GO): neuron projection membrane
Source: RefSeq, a predicted model, not a curated record